Trichomycterus rosablanca is the source of this 6076-nucleotide messenger RNA. It is a transcript of the gene smarcd3b, whose product is annotated as SWI/SNF related, matrix associated, actin dependent regulator of chromatin, subfamily d, member 3b. The record is from RefSeq and is a predicted model, not a curated record. Gene Ontology annotation, biological process: regulation of transcription by RNA polymerase II. Bases 130 to 1674 code for a protein of 514 amino acids. Gene Ontology annotation, cellular component: nucleus; SWI/SNF complex. Gene Ontology annotation, molecular function: transcription coregulator activity. The transcript is spliced from 14 exons. NCBI's taxonomy places the organism in Eukaryota, Metazoa, Chordata, Actinopteri, Siluriformes, Trichomycteridae.
GGGGUUAAGGAGGUGAACAGAGGGUGAAGAGGAAAGAGCUAAGGGAGAGAGGAAAAGACAAAAGAACGAGAGGGAGAGACUGACGGGUGGAAGAGCCAGGGAGCCAGCCUAAAGUGGAACUGAAGGGAAAUGGCUUCGGAGGAGACGGCUGGAGGGGCUCGCAAAGCCACCAAGAGCAAACUGUUCGAGUUCCUCGUCCACGGAGUGCGUCCCGGUAUGCCAUCUGGAGCUCGGAUGCCCCAUCAGGGGGCGCCGAUGGGACCCCCUGGACCACCAUUUGCAGGAAACCCAUCUGUACGUCCUGGGCUCCCCAAUCCGGCAAUGGAGGCCAACCGCAAACGUCCUGCACCUUCACAACAACAUAUCCAGCAGCAACAGCAGCAAGGGAUACAAAGCAGAAACAGGAAGAAGCCUGUGGGAUUUCCAGGAGCCAAUGAGAUGCCAGCAAGGCAGAUGGACAUGAGAGACGCCCAGUCAGAUCUGUCGCUUGGAUCAAACACUAAGAGGAGGAAAAUGGCUGAUAAGAUCCUUCCACAAAGGAUUCGUGAGCUAGUCCCAGAGUCUCAGGCGUAUAUGGACUUGCUGGCAUUUGAGCGCAAGCUGGACCAAACCAUAAUGCGCAAGCGAGUGGACAUCCAAGAAGCAUUAAAAAGACCCAUGAAGCAAAAACGCAAACUGAGACUCUACAUUUCCAACACCUUCAACCCAGCCAAGCCAGAUGCUGAGGACUCAGAUGGCAGCAUUGCAUCCUGGGAGCUGCGAGUGGAAGGAAAGUUACUUGAUGAUCCAGGAAAAGUGAAAAGAAAGUUUUCCUCCUUCUUUAAGAGUCUGGUGAUUGAGCUGGACAAGGACCUGUACGGGCCAGACAACCACCUAGUGGAGUGGCAUCGCACUCCCACCACUCAGGAGACUGAUGGCUUUCAGGUGAAAAGGCCGGGUGAUGUAAAUGUACGCUGCACUCUGCUGUUAAUGCUAGAUUAUCAGCCCCCCCAGUUUAAGCUGGACCCACGACUCGCCCGACUGCUGGGAAUCCACACUCAGACACGCUCCUGCAUCAUCCAGGCUCUCUGGCAGUAUAUUAAAACCAACAAGCUGCAGGACUCCCAUGAUAAGGAGUACAUAAACUGUGAUAAAUACUUCCAGCAGAUUUUUGACUGCCCUCGUCUGAAGUUCUCUGAGAUCCCUCAGCGCCUCACAAACCUGCUGCUUCCCCCUGACCCCAUUGUUAUCAACCACAUCAUUAGUGUGUGUGUGGGUAGUGUGGACCCAAAUGAUCAGAAGAAAACAGCCUGCUAUGAUAUAGACGUUGAAGUGGAGGAUCCACUAAAAACCCAGAUGAGCAACUUCCUACUCUCAACUGCCAAUCAGCAGGAGAUCGCCACCCUCGACAACAAGAUUCAUGAGACUAUAGAGUCUAUUAACCAGCUGAAGAUUCAAAGAGAUUUCAUGCUCAGCUUCUCUAGAGAUCCUAAGGGUUACAUCCAGGACUGGCUCAAAUCCCAGAGCAGAGAUCUCAAACUGAUGACAGAUGUUGUUGGAAACCCAGAGGAGGAGAGAAGGGCAGAGUUUUACUACCAGCCCUGGUCUCAGGAGGCAGUCAGUCGUUACUUCUAUUGCAAGAUUCAGCAGAGAAGGCAGGAGCUGGAACAAUCCCUGGCUAUAAGGAAUACCUAGAUUGUAUCCUAAACACCAGCUUCCACUUGUACGGCCAUCCUUCAUGCUGAGCCACAUUGACGUCCUCAUUAUCAUAGUACUGUUUCCUUCAGUGAGUUUUUGAGGGUUCCGGUCACUGUCACCCAAGGCCGAAAUAGAUCCAGUCCUUCCCUUUUGUUUGUCUAAGCCAGUCAUGGUGUUAUGUGUCAAAUAUUUGACAUUAGAAAAUCAAGCCUCUACCAUAUUUGUUUAAAUAUGAUUUAUAACUCUAAUAUUUAAAACUUGGUACAAUAAAUCCAGGCCAGUUCCUUAAAUCUUUUUAGUCAUUAAAUGUUUUGAAAAUGUGUCAGUAUUAUUGCUUGAAUAUGUCUGUGAGAAUAUUGGGUCGUUUUUUUACGUUUGUUUCAUCCCUAGAUAUUUCAAGUGUCCUUAAGUACAGUAAUAUUAUUAAGAGUUUUAGUGCAGGGUAUCGUAACCAUGUACAAACUGUUGAAAGUUAACUACAUGCCUAAAAGAUUUGAAACUGUCUUUAAUAAACCAACUAUAAAAUACUGUGAGAGUGAUUUAAAUAUGGGGUGUGGUUAAAUAUAUUCACAUCAAUAAAAAAAAAGAACUUGAAGCAUGUGUUCUGUAACUUAAAGAGAACAGUGCAGAAAUGGACAAAUCAUAGCACAAAAACAGUCCCAUUUUGAUCGCCUGGAACAUUAAUUAACCAGGUAGCAAGCGAGGUUUAUAAUGUCGAGUUGCAUAACUGCACUAAGCUCAUUAUUACCAAGUGUUAAACUUAAAUUAAUGCAUAUCAAAUAUUUAAGCUAUGAAACCAUUAAAAAGAUUUGGCAUGGUAAUUGACCAAUGCAGUGGUUCUAAACCGUUUUACCACCUGGGCUUUAGUGUGCUGCAACAGAGUAUUUGACAAUGAACUACUUUGAAUCCACUACACAGACUAAUAGUUUGCAGUAGACAUUCAAAGUUCAGUGAUAGUAGUUAAUUUAUAAUCUAAUAAUCUGUACAUGCACAGUGGUUACACUGUACUAAAGUCCUUACACAUCUAAUAAGGUACGUAGCACAUAAGAACACUAAAUAUCAGGUGAGGUUUUUUUUAUCAGUAUUAUAAUGCAUAGUUUAUAACGGAGGCCUGUUCUACCAUUAGGAGUCAUUGUUAAUGUAGUUAAAAUGUAUGAGGAAUGUCUUUGCUUUCUAACGAUACUAAUAUACAGUAUUUGCCUCUAAAAUAGCAGUUUGCUUAUAGUUUUUUUGUUUAAACAAUUUCUUACAUUUGUGGUAUUUAAAUAAGUAAUUCACUGCAAAUUACAAACCACAAGCUAAUCUUUAAAACAUCUAAACCAAUGUAAGGUGAUGGCCAGUGAUGGAAGCAGAUACAUGAAGCUGUAUUGUAAAUGUAUAAUUAGUAAGUUAUAUGAUUUCUGCUGCUUGUAACAUUAUAAAAUUACUUUUACUAUCAAAAGGAAUAAAAGUAGCAAACAUUUGACAUAUAUUUGACAGCUUUCAAAUUUGAUCUACACAGCCUUAAUUUCAAGUAAUAUUGGUUAGUAACUUAAUUUGCACAUAAACCAUUUAAUCAAAUAAGUUUCCCACCUAAAUACUGGCCCCUACAUUGGUUAUUGUGACUUCUAACUCAAAAUGGUAGAACAGGUCAAAUACACUAUCUGGACAAAAGUAUUGGGACACCUCUUUUAUUUUUUGAAUUAAUGCCACAGAGUUUUAGCCACAGCCAUUGCUAUCAGGAGUAAUAAAUCAAUUAAUAUAAAGAAAAUUAAAUGCUCCAAACUUCGUAGCAACAGUUUAGUGAGGGCCCUCCAGCAUGCGCACAUUCCCCUGUGCACAAAGCAACAUCUAUAAACUUCUAAAGUACAGAGCCCUGACCUCAGCCUCACUGAACAGCUGCAAUAUUACUGUUCUCAGUUGAGGCUUUCUUGACCAGCAUUAGUUCCCAGCCAUACACAUGCCCUUUUGACUGAAUGAGCACAAAUUCCCACAGAUGUCCCUCAGAAGAGUGGCUGUUGUUAUAGCUAAAAUGAUCACACAGAGGUCAAUCUAUUAAUUAACACCCAUAUGGUUUUUGAACUGGGAUGACGAACAAGUUCAUGGUCAGGUGUCCAAAUACUUUGGUCAUAUAGUGUAUAAUCAAGAUGAAGUUCUCUUAAGCACUCGGUCUAUAUGAAGAAAUUGGGGCCAAGCUGCUGGCCAGCAGUAAAUGUGUAAUAUUUUGCUUCCUCCAGAAGAACGUUGGCACGUGGCUGACAGUUAACAUACUUGAAUUGUUUUGCUUUUGUGAUGAUGUAAUCUGUAAUGGUCUGAUGAACUUGUGCUGUAAAGCCUUCAGAAACAGAAGUGAAACAAAUGUAGUCCAAUGCUGUAUAAAACAUAACAAUACUCAGCAGUUCUUGUAUGGAUACAAUUUUGCUUCUCAUGAUUUGUAUCUGCUGUUAUGAAUCAGUUCAUUUGACCUCUUAACUUUAAACCAAAUAAUGAAAUGUAAACAGUGUUAAAGUUUGUCUUUGGCCCACUCCAGCUCAAAGUCCAUACAAUAUACAGAAAUACAAUGUAAUUUACCAUUGGAAUAAUACAAAUCUUUGAUGUGAAUUAAGGAGCUCUUCAUUUGGAAACAGACUUUGGCAGUAUUCACUUAGAUUUUUUGACACGGUACCCCACUUAUUAUUGUUCUUUAAAGGACACAUCAGUGAUGUAGAAGGAUUAUAAAGCUAUCAUAUGAAAAGAUAUAUUUUCACAUCUUAAGCGGGGCAGUCAGUCGUUUUGCCUCCUUCAAAUCGUAAAGAUGUGCACAAAUAAUCCUUAAAUCAUUUUAGUAUGUGUGAUCGUAAUGAUAUUUAAAGUAUAAAGAAAAAUGUGUUUUGUUUCAUACUUUCCUUUUUUUAAAACCAUUUUACAGCUAAGAGCAAUAACCAGUGUAGCUUAGUUCUUAAUAGAAAUUCCAGCUUAGUCAAGCACCACAACUAUAAAACUUUUAGCACUGUUGUUGAUCACAAGUCAGUCCGAAAUAUUGUUCACAGUCUCUUGAAGCACACACACUAAUAAACUGAAGGAAUUUCUUAAAUCUGCUGUGUAAUGUAUGAACAAUGAACAUUGUAAUAUAGUCAUGUUUCCCCACUGGCUGUGUGUGUUGGUUUUCACUGAUGUGUUGGAUUUUUGUUAGUCAGAUAGGUGGUAGGAACCAGGUAUUAAUCAGAUUUUGUACACUUUUUCUCAUGGAAGAGGAGUUCACAGAAUUAUUCACUGAGCCUGAAUUGUUUUUAAGGACUAUGCAUGCUGCAUGGACAGAUUUUUAUACUUUCAUACUAGGACAUUAAAAAUGCUGGACUAAGAGGAGAUCUGAACAACACUGACCCACCGAGACUGGGUCAAAGUUACAAAUGGACAACAGAGAGGCCAGUUUGGGUCAGCUAGUAUUUUUUAAAGUCUGUAUUGCUGUUGAUUUGUCUUUAAAAAGACGUAGUGUUUUUAGUAUGGAAACAUUAAAGUGCAUAGUGCUGUGCAGGCAGUUUCUGAGUAGAUUAGAGCGCCCUCUACCGAACCUCCUAAACACAGCAUCCUCUUCAGCCCUUCAAUCAUCACUGGCUAUCAUUGGACCCCUCUUAUCACCACCAACCACUGCUGUUUCACACAAGGAGUUACCCAUAAGUCUAGCUGGGUCAAAAAGUUUGAGUGCACAACAAUUAAGAAAGAUUUUUUGAAAUAUAUUUAAUGUAUGUUGCAACUUGCAGUGUUGUGUCAUUUAAAUAGUAACAUGUUCUCUAAAGAAUUGUCCUCUUCUGGUUAGUCCAUUUAGCAUUAAUUCUCAUUUAAAUUGAUAAAACUGUAUCAGUUUUUCAUUUAUUUAUUUAUAUUUUAACCACGGUUGUGUUGUCGUGCCCCCACGGCACCACACACUUACUUUCUCAAUCACUGGCUCACUCAGCCACACAUACUUAGGGGCAUUAUGAACAGCCAAUCCACCCUCUUAAUGGUUUUGGCAAACAACAAGAAAACUGGAGCAUCCAGAAGAAGUCAAUCUAAAUAUGGAAUAAACCUGUCUUUAUGAGACAUGUUGUUGUGCUAUACUCAAUACCAGAUACCCAUCAGUUUUAUUAACUAGCUACCUAUGGACUUUUAGACCCUACUGGAUGUUUAUUGGUAAAAACAUCAAAUCACUCCUACUGGUCUCAUCUGGCACCAGCAUGUUUGUGGAUUAGCUGCUGUUAAUCUAUUUAUUAACAGAAUUGGGAAAGACGUGAUUUGUAUGUAAUGGGUGCUCAUUCACAUCUCUUUUAGCAGGCAGGAUGUUUGUAAUGCUUCACUAUGAUUUCUCAUUGAUUCUGAUGUACAUUUCUAUUGUAUCACCUUGUAUGAGAACCAAUGCUGUGGAUGUAAAUAAACAAGCGCUUGCCAAAGUUUGUCAAAUGAA